UAUAGGAAAGCAUCUGAGCCAAUUUCGCUUUAUGCUAAUUCCAGAAUCGAAACCCUUCUCCCUAAGCUCGUCAAAUCAUCACACCUCGCAGAACCGUGAAGAAGAAGUGGGGGGAGAGAGAGAUUGUGGGAGUACCUGAAAAAGGAAAAUAGUAGAAAAAAUGCCUCUGACUACAGUUGUGGAAGCCAAGGCGUCCGAUUUCGAACUGGUAUUUGAGAAGUUUAAGGAGGACAACUCGGUAAUCAAGCUGCUUCUUUUCCUGGCUGAUAAAGAUCCCUCUACCGAACUUAGCUGGUGCCCUGACUGCAAUGUUGCAGAGCCAGUGAUCUACGAGAAGCUCUCGGCUUCAGCAAGCGACGUUGCGAUUCUGAAAGCAUUUGUAGGUGAUAGACCCACCUGGAGGAAUCCUAAUCAUCCAUGGAGAGUUGAUCCAAGAUUCAAGCUCAGGGGUGUUCCGACUCUCAUACGAUGGGAGAAUGAUACCAUCACAGGACGUUUAGAAGAUUACGAGGCGCAUGUUGGAAGCAAGAUAGAUGCUCUUCUUGCUGGCACUUGACAUUUCUUUCUUUUAAACCAGUAGCAGCUUUCAUAAACCUUCUCAGGAAUAAAUAUUUCUGUUGUUUGUGGCUGUUAUGUAUGUCCCAUUAUAUUACUGUUAACAACAGUACUUUCUUGAUUUCCUUGAAUGUUUAUGUUUUGGUAGAAUAUGUUGAAAGCUGCAUUUUAAGGACUCUUUUGCUGUGUAAGAGAUCAAAUGUACUGUAAAAUGCAAGCGUUUUCCGCAAUGUAUAAUUAAAUUAGAUUA
Molecule: messenger RNA, 805 nt
Organism: Dendrobium catenatum
Lineage: Eukaryota; Viridiplantae; Streptophyta; Magnoliopsida; Asparagales; Orchidaceae
Product: thioredoxin-like protein Clot
Exons: 2
Coding region: 161-556 (131 amino acids)
Cellular component (GO): cytosol
Molecular function (GO): protein-disulfide reductase [NAD(P)H] activity
Source: RefSeq, a predicted model, not a curated record